This is a messenger RNA of Euleptes europaea (tarantolino), 436 nucleotides long. RefSeq names its product cortexin 2 (gene CTXN2). The transcript is spliced from 2 exons. The record is from RefSeq and is a predicted model, not a curated record. Lineage: Eukaryota; Metazoa; Chordata; Lepidosauria; Squamata; Sphaerodactylidae. The coding region runs from base 151 to 396 and encodes 81 amino acids.
CUUGUAUCACCGCUAAAGUAUCUAAUGAUUUUUUUUAACCCUUUCCUACAGCUGUUCAAGCUUCAGGAACGCCUGGAAGUGUGCCUUACUUGAAAGCAUCAGGCAAAGAAGAGAAAAUCCCGAAGGCCUGCCAUGAUGUGAAGCCCAAAGAUGAGCAGUAAUUACUGCAACAACGUGUCGGUGACCAUGAGCGUGAAUGAGGGGUCCACCUUUCCCCUGACUCUGGAGCAAAAAACCGGCUUUGCCUUUGUAGGAAUCCUGUGUGUCUUCUUGGGACUUCUGAUCAUCAGAUGCUUCAAAAUCUUAUUGGACCCUUACAGCAGUAUGCCAUCUUCCACGUGGGAGGACGAGGUGGAAGGGCUGGAUAAGGGGACGUUUGAAUAUGCUCUUGCAUGAAAAAACCCCAAAGGAGUACUCUGCCUUAAUUCUGAUGUUU